UUUUGUUUGAAUGAGUGAAACGUCGUCUUGACAACGAAUUUGGUGGCUUUUUUAUGAAUUAUUCGAUUGAUUUUAAUAUGAAUUUAUUAAAUUAUGGAUGAUCCCCAUCAGUCUACCCCACAUACGUCUGAAAAAAAGAAUAUUCUUCCGGAUGUCGUACAUUCUCAACAGAUACCCACUAUAGGAAGUGCUACAAACGAAUCGGAGACAGGUAUAGAAGCUAGUGGAAACACGGAAGAAAAUCUAAUUUCACACGAUGUCGACGACAGCAAGACCGAGUCUAUAUCGGAACAUAUUCCCUCCAAAAUCGAAUAUUCUACAGAUUCCGACCAUGCAAGUAGAUCACAUGGCCUUCUUAAAAUUGAGCCAGUGCAGGAGAAAACUUCUAAAAAUAGUUCCGUAAACGUUCCAACUCCACACUCCCCUACAAGUGAAGGCCCAAGCACACAAGAUCCCAGUAAAGUCAGUUUAUCCCUGCCUCUAGAUGUAAAUGCUGUAUCGGAUAUUCAACUACUAAGUGAAGGGAGUCCUGUCAAUUUGCCAUUAUUAUCUGAUCUAUGUAAGGAGAAUUCUGAGAAACCUCAUGAUAUGCCAGAUGCAAAUGUACAGUCCAGUGAACAGGACAUACCAAACUUGUCCCCUAGAAGUGACAAGUAUCUGGACUCAUUAAAUGAUGAAUCUAGCCAUAAAUCAGGGUCUUUACUAGAUUCUGCAGAGAACUCGGAUAAAAUAGAUUCUCCAGGUAAGGUGAGUUCUGGCUCAGAGGAGAUAAUAAAGUUGGAUAUAAGAGGCCAGGGUGUGCCAAAGUUUCCAUUUCCUUCUGCAAAAAUUAUAUUUGGACCACCACCAGAAGGUGGAACAGUUAUUGAUUCUGAUGUUGAACCAAUCCCAGUAUUCCCAAACUUACUCUCACCAUUUCUUGUUGGGGCUGGAGAUAGUGUAAAAAUUGAGGAGGUGUUUGAUGACCAAGAAGUGUCUAAAGAUCCAACCCCUGAAAAAUCACCACUGUCAGCAGAGAAAGAAAGUUUAUCCAGUAAUAAAUCAUUAGAAUUAUCUCCUGAGCGGCAAAUCAGUCUAUCUACUGACAAUUCAUUGCAAAUGUCACCAGACAAACAAAGUCUGUCUAGUGAUAAAAUUGAAGCAGACUUGUUAGUUGAAGAAAUUACUGUUGAAGAUGAAUUGAAGGAAAAAGUGAGUGAUAAGCCUGAGGAGAGCUCUAUGCCAAAGUCGAUCCCACUGGAGGAGACAAUGUCUUUCAGUACAAUGACAGACUACAAGACAAUAUGUGAAGAGUAUCAUGUGAAGCUUGUGCACUUGGAAGAUGCUAUCACGCAGCGUGAUGAAUUAAUUGAGGAACUGACCAUCUCAUUACAGCGUUCAGUUCGUGAACGAGAAGACCUUAGACAUGAGAAUGACCACCUCACUAAUGAAGUACAGAAUCUACAACACAUGAUGGCUGAGAACUCUGAACAUGACACUGUCAAGGGUCAGCUCUCAGACUUCGUCAAGUAUCAAAGCAUGAUCAAAGACGAUAGCACCAAGUUCUACUCAGCUAUUAUGAGCGGCGGAUCUUCAAUCCAAAGCUCUAAUGGCGAAAAAGAUAUGGACAGAGAAGAAAUUGUCAUCAAUUACUCAAAGUCCGAUUUAAGAUCGUCAGACGUGUCAGAUGAAUUCCAGACAGGUUUCGAAAAUAAAAUAACGACAAUAAUAAAUAAGUUCGAUAGUUAUAUUGAGGAGAAUCUGAGGAACAAGCUGAGGGAAAGUGUGAUACAAGUUUUGUGCGAUGAGAUAGGGAAGAUGAGGAUAGACAAUGACACGGAGAUCAAGGAGCUGGAGGCGCAGCUGCAGCAGGACAAGCAGGCGUACUCCGUGGAGACGCGCCGCCUGCGGGAGCUGCUCGCCUCCGUCAAGGCUGGGAGUGCCGACAUCGAGGCGCUGCGACAAGAGCUACACAUCAAACAUGAGAAAGAGAUGGAGAAUUUGCGGACAUACUUCGAGAAGAAAUGUUCAGAUAUGGAAAGGAGCUACUCUGAGGAGGUGUGGCGCGACAAGGCGUGCGCGUCGCCGUGCGGCUCGGCCACGUCGCUGGACGCGCCGCCCGACGCCGCCGGCGACUGCGCGCGCCGCCGCACGCGCAGCAUGCAGCUGCCCACGCGCCGCCCAGAGUGGACCCAACACGAGCAGUCUCCGGGGCAGACGUGUAAGAAGUGCGAGCAGCAGAUGGAUGAGCUGAAGGCAGAACACGUGGCGUACGUCAGUGAGCUGCAGGCGACGCACCGGGAGGCUGUGGCCUCGCUUGAUGAACAGAUAACGCAGCUCAAAGCGCACAUCCAAACAGCAGAGAACACGGAGGCCAACGUUUCUCUAUACCAGCAAGACAUCGAUCUGGAGUUAGAAAAGAAGAUGGAGGCGCAGCUCGAACAGAGACUGGAGGAGGUCAGGGAUGAGGUCAGGCAGGAGGUCGUCAACCAUCUACAGGAGCAGCUGCAGGUGCUUCUGUCGGACCCCGACGCGGAGGUGUCGAGCUGGCCGCUGGAGCUGGUUGCCCUGAGGGAUAAGAUACAUGGAGACGCCAGCAAAUCAGCUGAAAAGGAGUGUUCGAGUCUUCGUGACGAGCUGUCGGUAGGCGAGGACAAGUGGAAACAACGGAGGAACAUCAGCUUCGACCAGAAUAGACAGCUGGAAGAAGUGACCAGGGAAAGGGAUGACCUGAAGCGCGUGGCAGUGAGCCUGCACCGCGUGGUGGGGCAGCUGGUGGCGUACUGCGCCAGCGCCGAGGACGAGCUCAACCGCACCGUGUUGGCGCAACUACUGGCGCGGCUGGUGCCCGGGGAUAACGACACGUUGAUAGAGGAGGAGUCUCGUCCGACGACGCCGAACGUGUCGGGCGAGCUGAACCACAGCGUGGUGUCGCGCAGCGGCCGCCACGUGCACUUCGCGCCCGAUCUCAACGCUAUACUCACCGACUUGGACGAGGAGAGCAUAGUAAACUUCCUGCAACAGCAGCGGGACCUGAGUGCGGAUAUCAAGAAGGAGCUAGAGAACUCUCUGAGAAGACUGAGACAUGAAGCCCACUCGCUACUCGACUUGUCUGCUAAACUCGCUCCAAGAAUCCGUCCCGACACGAGUAAUAUGUUGGAGUCCAGUAUACAGAUCACCGAGCUAGUGCACGACUUGGAUAACAAAGAGAAUUGUGACAACUGCGAGCUGCAUAGAAAGAACAUGGAAGAAGCGAUGGCUGAGUGUUUGCAGCGGGAGAAUUUACUUCGUUCAGAUCUGGAAGCUGCAAUGAUCAAGAUCGCGCAGCUCAUGACCAGCGGGGAAGUCAUUGCCGAAGGCUACGGCACGGGCCCGCAACUAUGCUCGCUGCCGCCGCGGUCCCGUCCGGCGCCGACGUCGGCGCAGUCGCUGGACGGCAGCGCGUCGCCACGCGUGCAGAGACUCGCGCAUGACAUCGACUCGCUGCAGAAAGAGAGGGAUGAUCUGCAUCAACAGCUGGAGGCAGCGAACCGUCAGCUCCGCUCUACCCGCCAAUUCGUAGAGGAGCAAGCCGCCGAGCGCGAGGCCGAGCGCGACGAGUUCGCGCGACGCCUGCAGGACCUGCGAGAUGAGAACACGAGACUCGCUACUCGGCUGCAGAACAAUGCUAGGAUACUUAAUGAGAUGCACUGCCUGCGCCUCACGUAUUGCAACUGUCGUGAACACGACAAGCACGUGGAACAACUCGAAGCUCAAACUCGGGAGAUGAACCAAAUCAUAACCGAACUUGAAACACGAAAAGCCUCUACGGACGACCAGCUAAAAGCUUCUGAUGAAAAAGUGGUCUUACUGAGAGACAUCAUUGGGAAUUUGGAGUCACAAUUAGAACAAAAGACGACUCAUGAAACGGAAAUACUGGAACAGUUAGAACAAAUGAAGAAUACGAUAGAUGAGAGAGAUAGUAAGAUGAGGACUUUGUUGGGGGAGCUCGAGUCGCUCAAGAGUGAGCGAAUGGAACAGAGUGACGUCAUCUGUGUCAAGUGUAGCCAGGAGGAUGUGAAGAUUUCCGAACUGAUGGAAAGGGUUAAAGAACAGUGCCAAUACCUGGAGGAUCGCAUCCACCGUCGCACGCGGGCGCUGGAGCGGGUCCAUGAACAGUGCUCCACCAGCUGCAGCGAGCCUAGCGAAGACGUGUCGCUGCGGGACCAGAGACAUAGGCACUUGGAGGUAAAAUCCCCGGACACGGACGCAACACCCCGUACAGAACACAUGUCAGAGCUGAUGGGUGUGUGGGAGUGCCUGGAGACGCACGCGCGGGCGGAGGACGCCGUGCUCAAGCGCGUCGCCGACCUCGAGAUGCAGAGGGCACAGCUUAAGGACAUUGCUCAGGAGGUGCGAGCGGAGCGCGAUGUGCUGCAGGCGCGGAUGUCGGAGCAGGCGCUGCGCAUCUCGUCGCUGUCGGCGCGGCUGCAGCAGCAGCGCAACGACGCCGAGGCGCUGUCGCACCAGGCCACCAGCCAGCUCAGCGUGCAGCUGCAUGAUGCACUCGCUGAGGUGCAAAGGUUGAAAGAAGAGUUGGAUUCAAAGGACAAACAGUUGAUACGAGUCAAGCAAAACCUAGAGGAGAGAGAGAAACUACACAAUGAGCAUCACUCCCUGUACGGGAACUCAUGUAAUCCCAAAGACAAGGUGGUAAUAUUAGAACGUGAACUAUCAGCGGCUCAGUCUCGCAUCGCCCAACUAGAAGGCCUGGCCAACAGCUUGGAGAAGGACAAGGAAGAACUGCUGAUCAACAUCAGAGACCACCAGAGGGCGCUGGCCGAGAAAGAAAAUCAACUACAAGAGUUGCUGGCGCUAAAACUGGACGAAGACAACCAAAAGGAGGAGAAUGGCGACGUCUUAGAAGGCAAAGCUUCCGCGAGGACUCUCAGCGACAUCGUAUCUAUAUCUGAGUUCGACGAACAGGACCUGCAGAUGCGCCGGGCUGAACUCAAGGGUCAUAAUGUCAGCCUCACUGGAGCGCCCUACGCUGAUACCACCAAAGAAAAGAUUCUCAACAGGACAUUGCCUCCAGAACUCGACAAACCAAACAUGAGUUCCCUAAACAUUGAAUUUACUGACCAUUUCGAACUACCUGGUUACACCCCGCGAGCUGACUCGCUGCCCGCUCAUUUAACGUCAACACAAAAUAAAGAACUACUCAAACAAUACAAGAGAAACGUUAACGAAACUACAAUGUUCGGUAUUGAAACGAAACAUGCUCAAAUCAUACAAGACAAUUGCUCAAUGUACCCCAACAGAGACGCUAACGACAGUAAAGACUUAAGCGUCGAACCGAAGAAAAUUAACUUCUCCCUGGAAACUACCGACAAUAAAACGCACAACGACUUCACCUCAUUAGGGGAACUCGGAAUAACUCUCGACGUUAAACAAGAAAACUUCCCCGACAUACUGACACAAUUGAAACAUGAGAUUAAAAAAUCCAGGACAGAGUUAGAGACCUGCAAGUCUGAACUGAAAAACGCUGAGGAACAGCUCUGCGAAUUCCCUGCCCUGAAGGAAGAAGUUGAAGAACUGAAGGGUCUACUUGAGAACACGAUGGCCACCAUGGAACACGACAAGAAAUUCUAUGAAAACCAAUUAGAUAAUUUCUCGUCAAACAAAAAGUUGCUCGAACAAAGGCUCGCGGAAUUGACGCAAGAAGUUAAUGAUAAAUCCAAAGACCUGCACUUGCUCAAAGAAGACAUUCUGAGGCGAGAAAAUAUGAUCCUGGAACUCGCUAAAGAGAAACGUAAUUUGACGAACAAAAUGACUGAACUAGAAGUUAAGAUUGACGAGCUACAGAGCAGGAACAACGCAUUGGAAAAAUAUGAGAGUGAAAAUCAUCAAAUGAGAGAGAAAGUUAACGAGCUUCAAAAGUUACAACAACUUGUAUCUGAGAAGAACCAACAGAUUGACAGUUUGAACCAACAUCUGGACAGAUUGGAUGACUUGCAAAGAUGCCUCAAUGACAAAACCGAAGAAUUUGACAAUCUUAAAGAGGCAUUUGAAGAGAAAUCCAAUGAGUUAUUCCAUCUACAAGACACUGUAGAAGCUUUAAACCGUGACGUUGCAAAACUGAACGAAGAAAAUGAAAAUUUGAACACUCACAACAAAGACUUAAAGUUGAAAUUGACGAAGCUUGAAAAGGAGCAAGAGAACGCUUCCCUCAAACUUCAGAGCAACGAGACUGAAUUGGUGCGUGUAAAUUCUCUCAACAAUGAACUGACCGCCAAGAUUGACGAGCUAAAACUUUUGACUGACAAGCUUAAAGACAAGGAGACAGAGAUAGAGAUACUACACGAGGACAUCAACGCCUUCCACGAAGAGAUAGCUAGUCUUAAGGAGCAGCUCAAGAUGGUGUCGAGGAGUCCAUCUCCUCGCAACAAGAGCGGAGACGAGAGAAAGUCGCUGGACCGACAGGCGAGCAAUGACAAGAAGCAGUUGGUAAAGAUCAGGAAACAGAUCUCUCUUCUGCAACAUGAACUUGACUUUAACAAGAAAGAGCUGAACGAUAAGGCAUUUGAGCUAGCAAAAGCGAAGCUGGACGUGACGGAACUCCGCAACAGUCUGAGCCAGGCCGGCAAGCAGGCCGCCGACAGCGAGGCCGCCAACACCGAGCUGCGGCAGCACGCGGACAGCUUGCAGCACGAGAUACAACACCUCGCCGCUGAGAAGGACCAGCUGGCGCAGCAGCUUGAUGCUGUGGUCGCGAGAAUGCGAGAAGAGUCGAACGUAGGCGAGUUGAAGAACAAACUGCGGCUGAAAGUAGAAAGGUGCCAAGAAUUGGAAGCGGAACUGGAAAACUUAAGGGAACUUGUGGACAGACUCCGCCUAUCCCCGGGUCGGGAAGUACGCACACCGACAGAGUCGCAGAGAGCCGUGGCCGUCCGCUCGCCCACCGCCGAGCUGGAGAGAGCGUUGAGAGACCAGCUCGACUACUCGCAUACACUGGAUGAGGAUAUCAUGGAACAGAUUUUGUCGGCGAGCAGCGACGAAAGAGAAGACAUUCCGCGACUCGCUCUGAAUACAUCGAAGUCGUCAAGUUCGAUCCACUCGUCGUCGUCGGACCGAGUGAACCGUCUCCGCACUGAGAACGACAAGCUGGUGAUGCAGGUCAACAACCUUGAGGCCAGGCUCAAAGACAAGGACGCGCUUAUUGCUGAACUUAACAGGGUCCGCGACAAGCUGGUGUCGGACUGGCAGGCCAGCCGCCUGCGCCUCGAGGCCGAGCGCGACAACUGCAGCAGGUUGCAGCUGCUGCUUGAUACACAUAAGCAUACUGCCGAGAGCUUGCAGAACCAGGACUCGAACAUGAUCCAGAUCUUGAAGAAGCGUUUAGAAGCCGCCAUGCAGUCUGAACUUGAGCUGCAACAGAGAGAGCAGCAGACUCGCGCUAGACUGGCGCAGCUGGAGCGGCAGGCGUUAGAUACUGCUAAUCAUAGUGAUCCGCUUACUGCGCAACUUAAUCAUGAGAGAGAAAACAGCGAGCGUUUGAAAGGCGAGCUGUCCCUCCUGAAAUCCAAGCUGGAAGUGGAACGCACGCGGUACGGCGACCUGCAGGCCAUGCUCGACCACUCGCGCCUGCAGGCCGAGAGAGAGAUGAAUGCUAGGAAUGACCAGUGUGCCGCGCUCAAGAGUGAACUCGCUGAGAUCAAGAGACUGAAACACGAGGCGGGAGUGCAGCUGGUGCGUUCACAGGAGCUCAUCAGCACGCAGGCCUCCACCAUCGCCCAGCUGGAGAAGAAGCUCAACUCCGGCGUACACUACCGACCUGUUACUGAUGCACUCACUGAAAUCGAAAGCACAAAAAGCGAGUUAUCCCGGGAACUAGCAACCCUGAAGAAGUGUCUCCUAGAAUCCAGCAGCCCCGAGCUGGUGGCGCUGCGACAAGAGAAGCAGAAGCUGUCGGCGCAGGUGGAGAGCUUGCAGCGGCAGCAGCAGCAGGACUGCUCGCAGCGGCAGCAGCAGCAGGACUGCUCGCAGCGGCAGCAGGACGAGCGCGACCAGGCCAUCCGCUACUUACACGGGCGGUGCCUGCGACUGGAGAGCUGCCGCAAGGCACUGGUCUGGCAGAAGCGAUACCUGCAGCGCGUGCUGGCCGGGUAUACUGAGUUCGAGAAGAACCUCAGGCUGCCUUCAGUCAGGACGCCUGAGGUCAGCAAGGGGAAGAAGCGGUUCAAGUGCAUAGUAUCGGUAGUGAUAGUGGUGCUGCGCAUGGGUUUCCUGGUGCGGCGGCGGCAGCAUGUGCGAGCGCUGUCCGCCAACUGCAUCCUGCGGGCGCCGAGACCUGAGACUCGACCCACCACCCCAGCCACACCUAUCACGCCCAACAACCAGCAGGCAUACGUCGCCGGCACGCCACGCACCCGCGCCCCCGCGUCAGUGCCCGCGCGGGCCCCGGCCGAGUCGCUCGCGCGCCGCGUGCUCCAGCACGAGCUGCGCCUGACCCUGCCGCCCUCUCCCGGACUGGCCGACUUUGCCAGGAGAUCACCAUACACAACAAAUUCACCAAACGAUGACCCGUUCAUUCUAAGUUCACCUCGCGGCGAGGUGGCGGCCGCGUACCUCAACAAGUUGGAGCUAGUGAGUCGCUGCCUCAACCACGCCAUGGACGCGUCACGCGACGUGCCCUGACGCGUCACGUCACGCGAUACAUCACGUCACCGCACCACGCUGCGUAUAGCGUCACGUGACUAUGACGUCACACAUGCACACAAAUGCCGCCCCGCGUACGGGAUUUAAAUUAUUUCCAUGAAUAUCUGUGAAUUGUCCGAAAUUGAUUUUCCAACACCUUCUUGAU
Molecule: messenger RNA, 8821 nt
Organism: Helicoverpa zea (corn earworm)
Lineage: Eukaryota; Metazoa; Arthropoda; Insecta; Lepidoptera; Noctuidae
Product: putative leucine-rich repeat-containing protein DDB_G0290503
Exons: 39
Coding region: 94-8655 (2853 amino acids)
Biological process (GO): signal transduction
Molecular function (GO): molecular adaptor activity
Source: RefSeq, a predicted model, not a curated record